This is a messenger RNA of Diutina rugosa, 1194 nucleotides long. RefSeq lists its product as uncharacterized. Lineage: Eukaryota; Fungi; Ascomycota; Pichiomycetes; Serinales; Debaryomycetaceae. The record is from RefSeq and is a predicted model, not a curated record. The coding region runs from base 1 to 1194 and encodes 397 amino acids. The transcript has a single exon.
AUGUCGACGUUUAACGAUUCCACCUCGCUGUACUCGGGUGCCACUGGCGCUAACCCCCCUCGCUACUCGUCGGGGGUGGCCGCCACCACUGGCUCCGCCGGCGUUUCCGGCACCUCCGCCGCCCACCCUUCCGCCGCCGCCACCCACCCUGCCACCGGCGUCCCCGGCGCCGCUGGCGUCCCCGGCGCCGCUAACAACUGCCUGGUGUACCAAUUGAUCACAUGGCAAGACCCCGUCAAGACCGGUAAGGUGUUCGGGUCGAUCAUCCUCACCUUGUUGGCGUUCAAGGUCGGCAACCCCAUCAACUGGUUCUUCCACAUUGCCUACAUCGGGUUCAUCCUUGCCGCCGUCGCCGAGUACGGUGGCAAGUUGAUCAACGGCCAAGGCUUCGUCUCCAAGUACAAGCCCCCUGCCCACAAGAACAUCGCCCCCAAGUUGAAGAGCGACAUCUUCCCCGCCUUGGCCGACGCCAUUGGCAAGUUUGAAGACAAGCUCUACCGCGUCGUCUACGCUCAAGACUUUGAAUGCACCUUGAGAGCGGCGGCGAUGCUGUACCUCAUCUUCAAGCUCACCUCGUGGUUCUCGAUCUACACCCUCAUCUUCAUCGCCGUCGUCGGUGUGUUCACCGUCCCCGCGUUCUACGUGAGAAACAAGAAGGAAAUCGACGCCGUGGUGUCGCAAUACUACCGUUUGAUCAAGUCGAAGACCGCCGAAGCCACCGCUGACAUCAGAAAGCAAGUGCAACCUUUCGUCGACAACUUGGCCAAGAAGUCGGGCCCCCUCGGCAACUUUGUCCAACUGAAGUUCCCCACCAGAACUGCCGGCUCCACCGUCGGUAACAACACCGCCACCUCGUACGGCACCGGUGCCGACGCCCACGUUGGUGCCUCGUCGGGCAUCUCCACCUCGGCCACCUCGGCCACCCCCAGAGCCGCCCCUGCUACCCACUCCACCUCGUCUGGUUUCACCAACUCCACCACCUCGGCGUCGCUGUUCCCCUCGGUGCCCAAGUCGUCGCUUGACCCCGCCGGCUCUCUUGGCUCCACCGGCUCCACCCACGUCGCUUCCCACACCCCCGUGUCGUCGGGAUCCACCUACGCCUCGUCGCACGUGGCCAGCCACACCCCCACCGAGGACGAGUUGGACCAAUUGGCUCGUGACAUCAACGCCAACGCCCCCACCAACAAGUACUAA